Messenger RNA from Soboliphyme baturini, 213 nucleotides. Lineage: Eukaryota; Metazoa; Nematoda; Enoplea; Dioctophymatida; Soboliphymatidae. The record is from the annotation of a GenBank genome assembly.
AUGCGGGUGGACGCCAGUCUACUUAAAUGUCGACUCAAUGACCGCGCUCAGGUAGGUCAUCUGGUAGAACACGAUCUGGCUGUCGGAAUCACUGAAUGGACGCUGGUCAGCAGAAGAGCAGCAGUCAUUCCGCUGAAAUUGCAGCAUGCCAAAGCUUUGACCUUGUUACACAUCGGUACGGUCUAUUCGGAGAACGCAAUCCUUCCUAGAUGA